Talpa occidentalis (Iberian mole) is the source of this 2328-nucleotide messenger RNA. It is a transcript of the gene HSD17B7, whose product is annotated as hydroxysteroid 17-beta dehydrogenase 7. The transcript is spliced from 9 exons. Bases 84 to 1094 code for a protein of 336 amino acids. Gene Ontology annotation, biological process: cholesterol biosynthetic process. Gene Ontology annotation, molecular function: 5-alpha-androstane-3-beta,17-beta-diol dehydrogenase (NADP+) activity; estradiol 17-beta-dehydrogenase [NAD(P)+] activity; 3-beta-hydroxysteroid 3-dehydrogenase (NADP+) activity. Lineage: Eukaryota; Metazoa; Chordata; Mammalia; Eulipotyphla; Talpidae. Gene Ontology annotation, cellular component: endoplasmic reticulum membrane. The record is from RefSeq and is a predicted model, not a curated record.
CGGGCGGGUUCUGGAUAAGAGGCUACUUAGCUCUGAGCCUCCCGAGCUGCGCUGGACCUGCCACGGUGCUCCUCGCCGGCGUCAUGACUGUGCGGAAGGUGGUUCUGGUCACUGGGGCUACCAGUGGUGUUGGCCUCGCUCUCUGCCAGCGGCUCCUGGAGGAAAAUGAUGAACUUCACCUGUGCUUGGCAUGCAGGAACAUGAGCAAAGCAGAGGCUGUCCAAGCUUCCCUGCUGGCCUCUUACCCCAAUGCCGAGGUCUCUAUUGUGCAGGUGGAUGUUGGCACCAUGCACUCAGUGUUCCGGGCCGCCAAGGAACUUAAGCAAAGGUUUCAGAGAUUAGACUAUGUAUAUCUAAAUGCAGGGGUCAUGCCCAAACCACAGCUCAAUGUCAAAGCACUUUUCUCUAGCCUCUUUUCAAGAAAAGUGAUUCACGUGUUCUCCACAGCGGAAGGACUGCUAACCCAGUGUGAAAACGUCACUGCAGAUGGUCUCCAAGAGACGUUUGAAACCAAUGUCUUCGGCCAUUUUAUCCUGGUUCAGGAACUAGAAACCCUCCUCUGUCACAGUGACAGCCCAUCUCGGGUCAUUUGGACAUCAUCUCGCAGUGCAAGCAAGUCCAAUUUUAGCCUUGAGGACUUCCAGCACAGCAAAGGCCAGGAGCCCUACAGCUCUUCCAAAUAUGCUAUUGAUCUUCUGAGUUUGGCUUUGAACAGAAACUUCAACCAACGGGGUCUGUAUUCCUGUGUGGUAUGUCCAGGUACAAUGAUGACGAAUUUGACGUAUGGGAUCCUACCUCCCUUUAUAUGGACACUGAUUAUGCCAUUUAUAUGGCUGUUACGCUUUUUUGCUAAUGCUUUCACUUUGACACCGUUCAAUGGGACAGAAGCACUGGUAUGGCUUUUCCACCAAAAACCUGAGUCUCUCAAUCCUUUCAUCAAAUAUCUCAGUGCCACCACUGGUUUUGGAAGUAAUUAUGUAGUAAACCAAAAGAUGGACCUAGAUGAAGAUACUGCUGAAAAAUUUUACCAAAGUUUACUGGACUUGGGAAAGCAUAUUAGGGCUACCAUUGAGAAAACAGAUAACCUGGGCUGAUGGUCUGGAUCUUUGUGUACCUGCUGUGCUUCCUGGGCCAUGGUGGUUUCUCUUGAGCUGGGUGAUGUGCAUUUGGGGUAAAUUAUGAACUCUGGUGGUCUGUUUUCAUUCCUUUCUUAUUUACCUCUAAGACUGUAUGUGUGCACAUGAAGGAAAUACUGAGAAAACAAAAAAGAACAGUUAUUCUCCAAAAUGGUGUCAUGUCAAAAUUGUGCUGGAGUCAUGCAACAGAAUAUCUGUUAGUGUAUGUUCUCCCAACUCAGCCCAAGCUAGGCUACGUGAGAUGAGAUGUGGCCUUGGGUGAUCGUGACCAGACACAUACCUGUCCUCUCUUUGACACCCCCCCCCCGACCGAAGGCCUCAAGUCAGAGAAAUGCUGCCCUUUCUCUUGAGUGGCAAUCUGAGCUUUGUUUCUUCUCUUCUCAGCAAGUUUUAUAGGUCUUUUUGCCUUAUUUCUUUAUCUACAUGUUGCUUCUAACACUUUUGGAAUUGUUAGAAUCCUAAUCCAGAUGCUCAUAGGAACAAAAUUAUGUGUGUGUUUGGGUCACGUGAGUUAUUUCUGUUUUAUUUUACAAUUGUCUUUUUUUGAUAUUGAGGUGUGCAAUCCAUGUUAAUAUUGGACCUGACCUUUAACACCAUUUGCAAGUUUGGUCAUUAAAGAUGAACCCAUUUUUAUGAUCAUAUUUUAAUGAAUAUAAAUGUACAUCUAAGAAUGAUUGCAACAUUUUUGUAAUAAAAUUUUCCAAUUGAAUAACUGCUGAUGGGAUAUCUGCUGGUUCCAGUAGUUGAAAGUAGUUAGGAUUUAAUUUACACAACCUGAAGACAAGGCCAAAUGCCUAGACGUUCUUACCCAAAAUCAAACCGACACGAGAAAGAGUAAAAUUGAAAAAAGACUUUUAAUAUCUAUAUAUACAUUUUAAAGUAUUACCUUUUUUGUUAUGAUUUCUUGAAUUUUGCUGCUAAAGGUUUUUUAAAAUCAGGUUAAACCUUCUAUGAGUUCUAGACACUACCAGUCAGUCACCACUACCUUUGUGAAGCAAGUGUGAAGUUGGAACUUUUUUCCUUUCACUCUCCCCGUCAGUUUGGAAGAUGAACUUUAUUGCUUUAUUGGGAUUCUUACCUGGAAAGUGGAGGAAUUAAUACUCUGCUUAAUCUGUCCAUGGGUAUGGAAUGAAGGAACACCAACUGCAGUAAUAUAUGUGAAUGAAUAAAGAGCAUUCUUCUGAGAACUUCG